This is a messenger RNA of Fukomys damarensis (Damara mole-rat), 3843 nucleotides long. It is a transcript of the gene Pmfbp1, whose product is annotated as polyamine modulated factor 1 binding protein 1. NCBI's taxonomy places the organism in Eukaryota, Metazoa, Chordata, Mammalia, Rodentia, Bathyergidae. Bases 138 to 3119 code for a protein of 993 amino acids. The record is from RefSeq and is a predicted model, not a curated record. The transcript has 19 exons. Gene Ontology annotation, biological process: spermatogenesis.
CAGAGCCUCAAAUGACUCAUAAAGGAUACAUAGCAUGAGUGAAAAAUGAAUCUUUAUAUCCUUGAGGAAUUUGGUAGUUGUUUGUCGCUGCAACCUCACCUAGCCUAUCCCUUGUGGUUUAUACCAAAGCUCACAAAAUGCUAAAGCUUAAAGGAGAACUGAGAGCUUCCAAGGGACUGAAAGGUGAGGACCAGAAGCAGACACAGAAAUUAAUAUUCGAGGAGUCCCAGAUAGAUUUUGGAUCUGCUAAAGAGUGUCAUCUGAGACAACUUCAGCAACUGAAGAAAAAAUUGCUGGCCCUUCAGCAAGAACUGGAGUUUCGCACAGAUGAGUUGCAGACUUCCUACUGUUCUCUCCUGCAGUAUCAGUCCAUCCUGGAGAAGCAGACUUCCGACCUGGUUCUUCUUCACCAUCACUGCAAGCUGAAAGAAGAUGAGGUGAUUCUCUAUGAAGAGGAAAUGGGAAAUCAUAAUGAGAACACAGGAGAGAAGCUCCAUUUGGCACAAGAGCAGCUUGCCUUGGCUGGGGACAAGAUUGUCUCCCUAGAAAGAAGCUUAAACCUCUACAGGGAUAAAUAUCAGACUUCCCUGAGCAACAUCAAGUUACUGGAGUGCCAAGUGAAGAUGUUAGAGGGGGAGCUCAGCGGGCUCAUCAGUCAGGAACCAGAGAACAAGGGUGAUCACCCAAAGGUGCCUAUAUACACUUCUUCCUGCAUGAUUCAAGAGCAUCAGGAGACCCUGAAACGACUGUCCAAAGUCUGGCAAAAGGUCUCUGAACAGGAUGAUCUAAUCCAGGAGCUUCGAAAUAAGCUAGCCUGCAGUAAUGCUUUGGUUCUGGAGCGUGAAGAGGCUUUGAUAAAAUUACAGGCAGAUUUUGCUUCUUAUACAGCCACUCACAGACAUCCUCGUAGCUCCUCAGAAGACUGUGAAGACGUAAAAACGAUCCUGAAGCACGUGCAGGAGCAGGACAGCCAGUGCCUGCACGUGGAGGAGUACCAGAGCCUCGUGAAGGACCUGCGCGUGGAACUGGAAGCUGUGUCGGAGCAGAAGAAAAACAUCAUGAAGGACAUGAUGAAGCUGGAGCUGGAACUACAUGGGCUGCAGGAGGAGACGUCUGCCCACAUUGAGAGGAAAGAUAAGGAAGCCACCAUCCUGCAGCACCGGCUGCAGGAGCUGCAGCUGCAGUUCGCAGAGAUCCAGAAGCUCGCUUUGAAGAAAGACAAGUUGCUCCAAGAGAAGAAUGAAAUGCUGCAUGAGCUAGAGAAGAAGCUGAGCCAGGCUCAGAACUAUCUCAGGAAGAAGCAGAUGGAGCUGGAGAACCAGCAGUGUAUGAUGAAGGAACUCGAAAUGACCGUGAAGGAGGCAAAGCAGGACGAGAACAAAGUGGAGUGUGAGGCCCUGAAGGCUGAGCUCCAGAAGCUGGCAGACUGUCUGGAAGAGGCCAAGCAGCAGCAGAGGCUGGCGGCUCAACAAGCAGCACAAUAUAAGGAAAAGGCCAGGCUGGCAGAGCAGAACCUGGAGGAUGCUGAGAAGAAACUUCAGAGCUGCAUUUACCAGGACAAGCAGAAGGCAAACACCAUCCAAGAGCAGCAAAGAGAGCUGCAGAAGCUGCAGAAGCUGCAAAAGGAGGCCUUGCUGGCUGAAGAGGAGCUGUCACAGAGCAGGAAACGGGUAGAAGAGCUAACCUCAGAAGUUGCCGAGACCCUAAAGAAGCUUGAAAAUGCAGACAAGGAAAGGAGGAAGCUUCAGAAAACAGUAGCUGAGAAUGAAGUAAAAGUAAAUGAAUUGCAAGAUCAGACCAGACACUUUCAGCACCAGCACAGAGACCUAUUAUCUGCCAAAAACAAGCUAGAAGAUGACCUUCAGGAAGUAAGGAAGUUACUGGAGGAGAAAAAAGAGCAGUUGAAAAAGAGCAAAGAACAAGAGAAGUUGCUGGAGGAAGAACUUGAGGUUGUUCGACAGGAAGAAAAAAAGAAGGACAAGACGAUAACCCACCAGAAGGAGUCCAUAAUGAGUCUGCAGACCCAGCUAGUACAGGCCGUGCAAAAAGAGAAGUGUUAUCUCCAGACCAUGGUCACUAAAGAAGUCUAUGAAGACUUAGCCCGGAAGUCAGCUGCUUGCCAAGAUAAACUGACACAAGCCCUGGAGAAGCUCAAUCAUGCAACCUCAGAGACAAAGAGCCUGCAGCGAAACUUGUUACAGACCCAAGAGAGGAAAACUCAGCUGGAAGAUGAAAUUCUUGCUUAUGAGGAGAGAAUGAGAAAGGUCAAUGUGGAAUUAAAAAAACUGCAAGACUUCCACCGGGAGAGUGAGAUAGAGGUGCACGCGUUUGACAAGAAGCUAGAGGAGAUGAGCAACCAGGUGAUGCAGUGGCAGAAGCAGCACCAGAAUAACCUCAAGAUGCUGGCAGCGAAAGAGACUCAGCUCAGGGAGCUCCAGGAGGAAAUGGCCACCCUGAAAGAGAACCUCCUUGCAGAUGAAAAGGAGCCUUGCUGCCUGCCCCCACGAUCUGUGCCCAAAGAACCCUGUAGGCUCCACCGAGACAGCGAUCAGAUUAUGUCCAACAUGGAACAGUGGGCAAAAGAACAAAAAUUCUAUUACAGGGUUGCCAAUGAGAAACUAGGAAACAAGCUGCGUGAACAGGUCAAAUACAUUGCUAAGCUGACUGGUGAAAAGGACCAUCUCCAUAAUGUGAUGGUCCAUCUGCAGCAGGAAAACAAGGAGCUGAAGACUGAGAUAGAAGAAAACCAAGUGAAAGCCGGAAAUACAAGGCUGUGCAGAGCCCUAGGCCCGAGCAAACUGGAGCCCACACAAAGGGGGAAAAUGUGUAGCGCAUUGGGCUGGAGGGAGACAGCCCAGGACAUGGGCCAGAGAAUGGACAUCACCAAGUACGUUGGGCUUCCCCAGUGCUCAGAAAAAAGAACCCUACAAACCCUUUUUCCAAGAAAGAAUGUAAUCCUGAGACCCAACAGAAAGCAAGAGAAAUACAGGAUACAUUUUCCAAAGAGGAGAGCAAGAGCAAGCCAUCUGCUUCCUCCCUGGCUGCCAUAUUACAUUCCUCUUUUUAAUAAUUUUAUUUUUCUCCCCAGCCACCUCAAUACAAGUAAAAUUCCAUUAUAACAAACUCUAAGGACAGCUAAACUAUUUUAUUGUGGAAGGAUUUUGUCUGAGUACAUGUUUAGAAUUUAUAUUUCUAGUCUGCAGGAAAUGGAGACAAAUAGCUACUAAGGUAAAGUAAGGGAAAGAAUGAAAAAGCUUGCGUUUCUGAAGAGGCAGGAAAAAUGAAGGCAAAGCUUGACAAUGAUUCUUAAAUAUUCUUUCCUCCAUCCCCAGCCAAAUAAAGGCCAAGAAAAUUCACCACUAAUAGUCACCUGUUUCACAAAAUGACCCUUCCAGGACUUUGAAAGGGCAAGUUCACAAGUGUGAGGUAGGGUGAUGAGCAUCUCUGGUGGCUUCUGUUUUAAUGUGGUUGUCUGGUAAUGCUCUUUUGACUAUCUCAUUUGGUUUAGAAUAAGGGCUUAUUUUCUAAAGAAAACUAAAGACUAGAAAACUUGGUACUGAUGAAAUUGCUUCCUAGCCCUAGCCGUGGAUCAUUUAUUCAAACAAAAAUUCAAAGUCAUUAAAUUCUCAUCUGGUCUACUAAAAAGGUACUUUACCUCUUUAAGUUCCAAAAAGCUUCAUGUAUGUUGGCUAAAACUACAACCUCUGGGGAUUUUGAAUGUAGUACUUUUUUUUUUCAAAGUUGAUUUUUACACCAAAACAAAGCAGAUGAUAGUAUGUUAUGGGGAGCAAAGUGGUAGAAAAAUAUUGAUAUCUAACCCAGACAUCUGGCUGUGAAAGCCCA